Staurois parvus is the source of this 573-nucleotide messenger RNA. The record is from the annotation of a GenBank genome assembly. NCBI's taxonomy places the organism in Eukaryota, Metazoa, Chordata, Amphibia, Anura, Ranidae.
AUGGUGGGAGUAAUUGAUGAAUUAGGUUACUCCUCUAUUGGUGAGCUGGAACUGCGAGAACUGAAAACACGAGCAACCCCAACCUUGCCUCGACUGGCUCAGAGGAGAACUCAUGAGCUCCAGGUUUGUACAUACAAACUGCUGUUUGAUGGCAUGGUGAGUGGUGUUCUACAAUCAGAAUAUUUAAUCCAGAUCUUGAACCUGAGGCCAGAACAAGAACUGGGACCUCAGGUAAAGGAAAAUGCAAUUCAGUGUGGGCUGACUGUGUCUACAUUGAAAGAUAUCAUAGAGCUGACCUGCCUGAACCUGACAUUCUCAGAGUUACCCAAGAUUGACAGCUUGAAGCUGGAAUAUUGCUAUCAAGGGGAUGGAACCUUUUUAGGAUGUGACAUGGUGAACUUUAAAGAGGAGAAUGUUAUGGAACAAGUGACAUUUUAUUUAUCCUUCUGGAAAGGACAGAGAGAGAUCCAAGGAGUUGAUAUAGAAGAUGUCUGGAAGUGCAGAAUGUGUGACUAUUCUAAUAUAUGUAAAUGGAGAAAACAGCACAGGACUCCAACAAAGAGGUUUAAAUAA